This is a messenger RNA of Aegilops tauschii subsp. strangulata, 894 nucleotides long. NCBI's taxonomy places the organism in Eukaryota, Viridiplantae, Streptophyta, Magnoliopsida, Poales, Poaceae. The record is from RefSeq and is a predicted model, not a curated record.
AUGGCAUCCCGCUGCACCGCGUUCCUCACUGCCCGCGACCGCACACAUGGUACACAUGUCGGCAACACCGAUCCAUGCUUCGACCCGGAGCAAGAGCUUGCCUCCGCCACUGCUGACUUUGGGUGGGCUCUGACCAAGAUGAAGUGCCCCAGGAACUACCUCUCGGGACUUACCAAAGAUCGGGCCAACGCCCGGUCGCCGCCGCCCCCAACGCCGUCACUCCCCGGCCGCCGCCGCCCUCCCGUCGCCGACCACCGCUGCCUAGCGUCUCCGCCGACGCCGCCAUCGCCCGCGUGCCUCGGCCUCCUCCUCUUCCCGUGCCGAGGCCGCCGUUCCUGCGCCGCGCCCUCGACCCCGUCGCCUCGCCGGCGACCCGGACGUCGCCCCUUCGUCGUCCUCCUCCUCGAGCCCGCUGCCUUGACCCCACGACCGUUGGUGAGGCCCCCGGCCACUUCUCUCCUCCUCCCGCGCCGAGCCUGGACCGGCGCCCCGCUCGCGGCCCCGCUGCUCGCCCGCGCGCGUUGUUCCGACUCGCCGACGCUGCUGUCACCUCUCGUCGGCCCGCGCGCCCGUGAACCCCCGCUCCGGCUCUGCCCCGCCAUGGCCUGUGCUGCCGCCUCGUUGCCUCAGCUCCGCCGCCCCCUGCUCGCUGCGCGCGCCGCUCUGCCCGCGCGCUACCAGUGCCCAUCCUGCCAGCGCCUUCGCCCCGCUUCGCCCGUGCGACCCCGCCACCACCUCCACCGCUGCAGCUCGUACGUGCCGCCGCGCGCCUCCUUCGCCCCGCCGGCCCCGCGCCGUUCCGCCACAGCCGGCGCCCGCCGCCGCGGUCGCGCCCCCACCCUGGCCGGAGUCCCCUUCCCGGGUAGACUCGGGCGCGCACCCGCACGCCCGUAA